AUGGAUGUAAAUAAAUUAACGUACACUGUUGAACAAUUGCUGCAGCUCAAUAAUAACCUGAAACCUAAUAGAAGGAUACGUAAAAAACUUUUCUCGUUAAAACUCUGGAAUCCUAGGAAGAAAAUGUUUCCAAGAAAUAAUCUGGUAACAAACAGCUAUUGCUUAAAGUUAAAAAAAUUCUCUACAGAAGACGAUGAUGUUGAUAGAAAUAGAGAUAAUACCAUGAUGAAACUUGGUUUGCUCAAUGUGAGGUCGUUGUCAAACAAGUCAGUGGCUAUGGGUACGUUGAUGCCGUCAGGGAAUUUAUUUGAUCCAGCUCAUGGUGGUUUGAUUGUUAUGGUUAAGGAUGUGUACUCCCUCGGGCGGUUGGAUAUUCCAAAACUAACAUCGUUUGAGUGUUUAUGCGUCCAGAUCUCGAUGGCAAAUACACCAGUCAUUCUGAUGGCGAUAUAUCGUCCGGGCUCAAAAGGUGCUGACAAGCUGUUCUUUGACGAACUGAGUCAUGUGGUUGAGGGACUGAUUGUGAAUAACAUUCCGUUGUUGAUAGCUGGUGAUUUUAAUAUUCAUCUAGAGGACGCUGAUGAUUUAAAUGCGAGGCGGAUGGAAGAUUUCUUUGCAACAUUUGAUAAGAUCAGGUUUGUGCAUGGUCCAACUCACGUCAAAAAUGGAACAUUAGAUUUUGUGGCUGCUACAUCGAGUUACGAGAUUACUGAUGUCACUGUGGGAACACCAGGAGAAUUUUCGGACCAUGCCCUUAUAACGUGUUUGUUGCCCAUGCAAAAGAAACCGUUGGUAAACUCAUCAAUGACGUCAAGAAGUUUUGCAGUGUAUGGCCCAAGGAUGUGGAAUGAUUUGCCAACAGAGCUGAAAACAAAUGAGAUUGAUGAAGAGAUUUUUAGAAAAAGAAUCAAAGCGCACUUGUGGGAUAAAGCGUUUGUGAGAACUUGA
Helobdella robusta is the source of this 948-nucleotide messenger RNA. RefSeq lists its product as hypothetical. Gene Ontology annotation, molecular function: catalytic activity. NCBI's taxonomy places the organism in Eukaryota, Metazoa, Annelida, Clitellata, Rhynchobdellida, Glossiphoniidae. Bases 1 to 948 code for a protein of 315 amino acids. The record is from RefSeq and is a predicted model, not a curated record. The transcript has 3 exons.